AUGCAAAUCUGGUUCUGGUUUCAACCAAGAGAUUUACUACCGGAUGAAAAUAAUUUGCUGGCACCGCUUACCUGGACGUUCAUGCGGGGCGGAACUUGGUCUAAUUCCUUCGGAGAGUACAUCAAAGAUGAAAGGCGUCAAUGGGGGUUGGUCAUGUGGGAUGCUGCUCAAUUUGACAACACAGAGCGCAAAGAAGAUCUCUCGAAUAUUGUCGAAGAGCUUGGUGAUCCGAGAGAGAUCCAUGAGUACAUGGUCGAUGCGUGA
Messenger RNA from Penicillium antarcticum, 264 nucleotides. RefSeq lists its product as uncharacterized. The coding region runs from base 1 to 264 and encodes 87 amino acids. The transcript has a single exon. The record is from RefSeq and is a predicted model, not a curated record. NCBI's taxonomy places the organism in Eukaryota, Fungi, Ascomycota, Eurotiomycetes, Eurotiales, Aspergillaceae.